Molecule: messenger RNA, 1557 nt
Organism: Engraulis encrasicolus (European anchovy)
Lineage: Eukaryota; Metazoa; Chordata; Actinopteri; Clupeiformes; Engraulidae
Product: potassium voltage-gated channel subfamily A member 3-like
Exons: 1
Coding region: 1-1557 (518 amino acids)
Biological process (GO): potassium ion transmembrane transport; protein homooligomerization
Cellular component (GO): voltage-gated potassium channel complex; membrane
Molecular function (GO): delayed rectifier potassium channel activity; protein binding
Source: RefSeq, a predicted model, not a curated record
AUGGACGACCACCUCAGUCUCCUGCAAUCGCCUCCGCCUUCCCUCACCAAGCUCCGGAGCGACAACCUCGUCAAUCACGGAUACACCGAGACCGAGACGGACACCAUGACAAUUGUUGCAUGUGACAACAUGUUGGAGGAGACGGCGGCACUGCCCGGGCACCACUCUUUAGAGCGUUACGAGCCCGACCACGAGUGUUGCGAGAGAGUGGUCAUCAACAUUUCGGGCUUGCGAUUCGAGACGCAACUUAAGACCCUUGCUCAGUUUCCAGAGACCCUACUCGGGGACCCUAAGAAGCGCAUGCGUUACUUUGACCCCUUAAGAAACGAGUACUUCUUUGACAGAAAUCGACCCAGUUUCGAUGCCAUUUUAUACUAUUAUCAAUCAGGGGGGCGUAUCCGGAGACCCGUUAACGUGCCCAUAGACAUUUUCUCAGAGGAGAUACGAUUUUAUGAACUAGGGGAGGAUGCCAUGGAGAAAUUCAGGGAGGACGAGGGCUUUAUCAAAGAAGAAGAGCGUCCUUUGCCCACCAAUGAAUUUCAGAGACAGGUGUGGCUGCUAUUUGAGUAUCCCGAAAGCUCUGGUCCAGCGCGGGGGAUUGCUAUUGUUUCAGUUUUGGUAAUUUUAAUCUCCAUUGUCAUAUUCUGCCUGGAAACGUUACCAGAAUUUCGGGAUGACAGGGACCCCACCACCGUGGCUCCACUUAUUAACGGAACAGCUCCCUACCUCGGGAGCCCUUUCACUGACCCUUUCUUUGUAGUGGAGACACUAUGCAUUAUUUGGUUCUCAUUCGAACUGCUGGUCAGAUUUUUUGCUUGCCCCAGCAAAGCCACGUUUUCCAAAAACAUUAUGAACAUCAUUGACAUUGUGGCAAUCAUCCCUUACUUUAUAACACUUGGCACAGAACUUGUGGAGAGACAAGGCAAUGGUCAACAGGCAAUGUCCUUGGCCAUUCUUCGUGUCAUACGGCUCGUGAGGGUGUUUCGCAUCUUCAAACUGUCAAGACACUCAAAGGGACUCCAGAUUUUAGGUCAAACACUAAAAGCCAGUAUGAGAGAGCUUGGGCUGUUAAUAUUUUUCCUUUUUAUCGGGGUGAUCUUAUUUUCGAGCGCUGUGUACUUUGCCGAGGCAGACGACCCGUCCUCUGGUUUCAACAGCAUCCCUGAUGCGUUCUGGUGGGCCGUGGUCACCAUGACAACGGUGGGAUACGGAGACAUGCACCCAGUCACCAUCGGGGGCAAAAUUGUAGGCUCCCUGUGUGCAAUCGCCGGCGUACUGACAAUCGCCCUGCCAGUCCCCGUCAUAGUUUCAAAUUUCAACUAUUUCUAUCAUAGAGAGACGGAGGGGGAAGAGCAGGCCCAGUACUUGCACGUCGCCAGCUGUCAACCCCUCUCCUCCUCGGAAGAACUCAAAAAGACGCGCAGCACCUCGUCCCUGAGUAAAUCGGAGUACAUGGUGAUUGAGGAGGGCAUCAACAGUGCGUUUAAGCAGCCCAACUUUCCCGCAGAGAACAACCAAAACUGCGUCAAUAUCAAAAAGAUUUUCACCGACGUCUAA